GUCUACCUAGUAACCUAUUUAGGUACUUACUCUAAUAAGAAAUAAUAUUUGAUAAGUAAUUUAUACCUAUACAAAAAUAUUUCCGUUUAUAGUUCUACUUACCGCAUUCCGUCAAAUAUUUCAAACGAGAAAAGAAAGAAUAGUUAAUUGUUUUACAAGCUUUUAUGACUUUAUGUGAGACAAGAGACUUGAAUACAAAAGAAUAUAAAUCUCCGCUUAGAAACUUACUAGGAAGCACGUUGCAAAAAAGGAUGCGUUUUUUGUUACCCCCGGGGCCGUUGGCGAAAACCAUUGUUCAGUUCGGAGGGCGGGGGAAGUAAUAACUGCAGUAAGGGUGCGUUGUAAUGAAACUUUUACCUGAGGGACCGAUGCAAUGCGGUCUUCAUCUAGUCAUAUAGCACAGCUCGAGUUGUUCGCAUGUUUGUGAGAGUUCAGUGAUGUCUUCCUCAAGGCAGAAUGAUAGCUGUAACUGGUUGCUCGUGGAGUGGAAGAGUGGUGGUCGUGAUGUGGUGUACAUUCGGUCUGUAGUGAGUCCCUUGAAUAAGGAGCUAAGGGCGGGAGAUCAGUUGACGGUGAACCGGCGCGGAGAGCCGGAAGCGGCUACAUUGCAUGCGCGCGCGCGUAAGUAGAUAAUUGAAUUUUUGCUACCCUUGCUGCCCUUGCGCAGGUAACUCAUUUCUAACGGUCUUUGAAAUGCUCAAGUUAGGUAUCUGUGUUAUCUAAAACUACUUCAUUUUGGAAGAAGAUACUAACAAGAUUUAGGUAGGUAAAUAAUUUAAAAAUAAUGUUAAAUUCUUGAUCAGUUUUUCAAUUGGGCUAUUUCUUCCUAUCAGACGCUGUGUACAAAUAAAUUGGUAAAGAUAAUAAUUUUUCGUAGUCAUAACAUAACAACCAGAUAGCCUGCACGUGUUAUUAAAGUGUCGUGUAAAAUUAGGUGCCAACCUUCCCAAAUUACUGCUACAAUAUGCAGCAAUUAUUUUACUUGGUCCUAAAAUGAUAUCACUUCGUCGGUAUUUUAGCUGAAAUCAUAUUCACUUGCGAAUGUAGGAAACUUAACUUACUUAGGGCCUCUAUACAAUUUAGAACUUCAUGCUGACAGAUAAUAAUUUGACAAAAAUACAGGCGAGCGUGACGUGCUGGAUACGAUGCUGAAAGAGACCGGGAGGAAGGAAGAAGCAGGUCCUAGCGUCAAACAUGAAGACGAACCGGAGGACUACUCCUCAAGCGCCUCGUCCUGGGUGCCCAGUGACGAUGGCGCACAAUCUGGAGAUUCUGCUGGGGAAAAAAACAAGAAAAUCAAAUUGGAACAUUGCAAACGUCAGUAUUCCAAUAGAAGAUCAAGUAAAAAGAUUAUGACUCCUUCGCACAGAGCCAACCCAGUUAUUCCGAAGAUUAUGCAGCAAGCCAACAUGGUGAACCGAAAGAGGACAUACGAUUGCCUUAAAAAUGGAUCUAUCAAUAAAUCAACACCAGAUUCCACUAGGAGGAACAAUCAAAAUGUCAAAGGUCAUCAAAAUGUGACUAUCGAUGUUCGUGAACUCAUGAAUAUCAAGAACAGUUUUCAAGUAUUGUUUAACAUGCUUGAGGACUUAAAGCGGCCAGUAUCUUCAGCCGUGAACCAAAGUUCUAACGACCAUACGGCUCCUUUCAAACCAGAAGACAGCCAUGUAACGUAUAAUCAGUCAAUGGACGAAUUGAAGGAGGAUGAUGAAAAUAGUGAAAAUGACGAGUUCAAUCGUUCGGAUGACAAUGUACUGAUAAGCAAUAAGUACACCAAUGUUGCUGUAAAGACAGAUCAGAACAAAGAGUCAGGAAAAGAUGAAUGGAUACCCAUUGGAAGUGGAAAGACUUUAAUACACAGGGACCAAUUCAAGAGAGUCAAUUGGAAGUCAUAUACCAUUGCUACGAGGACCCUACUUCUAGCAGUGUUUCCAAGAAGGAUACUGGCAACACACUCGUUAACUGGCAAGAGAUCGCCAGCUUUUCAAGACAAGCCCGCCAAAAUGUGUUUGGAUCCAAAGAUUAUAUCUGACGUCAUUAUGGAAAUUAUGGAUAGAUUCAACGUCAGGGAGAACCUAGUCAGGAGUAUUAUCACAACCAAGUGUGCCGAUGAGUGCAAAAUGUGGAAAACUCGAGUCAGUAAGAACAAUAAGAAAAAAUCAAAGAACCACGAAAACAUACCGCCGUCGAAUAAUAACUUAGAAGAUCAAAAAGUUAUGUAGGCUCUGAUGUUCUAUGAAACAUGCAUUAUAGGCUGUGAAUUGUCUUUAUUUAUAAUGAGAAACGCCAUAUCCCAGUCCAAUUAGUAAUACCUAUCAAUUAUUUACUACGUCUAUAUACUUUUGUGUAUUAACAUACAUUAUCUGGGAGUAUUAAUGGAUUAACCCAAGCACCUACUAUUUAUCAAAUGUAAUCAAUACCCAUAGAAUUUGAAACAAUGUAUUUCAAUCUUUAGUGUUUUGGUAAAAACAUUAACACUCGUAAAUAUUAAAUUAACUUUCGAAUACAUUGAACACCUUAUGUAUUGAUUUGGACUAGGAUAUUUACCUUUAUAUUGUUAAUUUUAAUUAAUAAACAAAUUAAAACGUAA
Helicoverpa zea (corn earworm) is the source of this 2590-nucleotide messenger RNA. RefSeq names its product early boundary activity protein 2-like. The record is from RefSeq and is a predicted model, not a curated record. The transcript is spliced from 5 exons. NCBI's taxonomy places the organism in Eukaryota, Metazoa, Arthropoda, Insecta, Lepidoptera, Noctuidae. Gene Ontology annotation, cellular component: nucleus. Gene Ontology annotation, biological process: positive regulation of neuron differentiation; negative regulation of Notch signaling pathway. Gene Ontology annotation, molecular function: DNA binding; transcription corepressor activity. Bases 1146 to 2222 code for a protein of 358 amino acids.